CGGCGGCACCAUCCGUCCACAAAUGCCCAUAAAAUCUUGAUCCACCGAAGCAAGGCGGCGGCGGUGAAGCAUGGCAGUCACUGGGAAGCGCGGCGUGGGGAUUCCGACGAUACUCCUGCAUGAUGGGGAAGGCACGAUCGUGACGGUGGAGAUGAAGAAUGGAGAUCUGUAUCGAGGGUACUUGGACGAAACCGAAGACAACAUGAACUGCCUGCUCAAGGACGCGAUCCGCACCGACGUGCGCGGCAUCACCACCCAUUGCGAGCAUGUGUACCUUCGAGGCAGUCAAAUCGUGUUCAUCGUGUUCCCAGAUAUGCUGAAACAUGCACCGUUCUUCAAACGGGUGAAGCUGUGGAAGAAGCAUCGGGGGUCGAUACCAGCAUUGGGGUUGGGCGGCGGCGCACAUAUAGGGCUCGGGUCGGGUCCUCGAGGUCAAACGGGAGCGCACAUGCGAAGCACUCAAAUGCGUCGCUAGUAAUCUCAUUAACAUGAUCAUACAGGUAGGCCAUCUUUUCGUUGGGAACUUAGGCAUACAUAUAUGGCUGCAUCUGCUACACUACGCUACUUGGUGUACAGAUAGAUCGGUCGCUUGAACCCGUGCGUGGACGUGCUGCAUACUUUGAGCAGUUCCACGGACGAGAACCCGACCGUGUGGCACAAAUACUGUGCAAAGUCCUUGGGCCGCAGCGCGAUGCGGUCGUAGUUGGCUUGCGUCGUAGCGUUGGUGUGUUUUCGAUUGAAGUACGACUUCCAUUUCUACAUACAAUCAGCAAGUCCAUGAUGCCGUCGUCAUGCAUCCUCGACGUACCUGCGGUUCCAAGACGAAGCGACCGCCCGGCAUGAGCAACGCAUACACCAAGUGGAACACUUGCUUUAACCCGUCAUCGCCAUGAAACAAAUGGAUCCACUUGGUCACGGACAAGCUAUACAUCAUAUUGAUAUGUGUUUAUUCUAACAGUAAAUAAUGAAGAAUCAUCGGCACAAGGAUUUAGCCAAUC
Messenger RNA from Aphanomyces astaci, 998 nucleotides. RefSeq lists its product as hypothetical. The transcript has a single exon. Gene Ontology annotation, biological process: RNA processing; spliceosomal snRNP assembly. NCBI's taxonomy places the organism in Eukaryota, Oomycota, Saprolegniomycetes, Saprolegniales, Verrucalvaceae. Bases 71 to 475 code for a protein of 134 amino acids. The record is from RefSeq and is a predicted model, not a curated record. Gene Ontology annotation, cellular component: U1 snRNP; SMN-Sm protein complex; pICln-Sm protein complex. Gene Ontology annotation, molecular function: RNA binding.